AUGACGCAAGUGCCGGUGUCCCAGAGCAUCUAUGAGUUCACGAUGGGCAGUGGGCGCGGCAAUCCUGUCGUGUACCUGGAUAUCGCGAUCGGAAACGACCCGUUGCGGCGUCUGCGCUUUGAGCUGUUCUAUCCACAGCUCCCCAUCACAGUUGAAAACUUUCGACAGCUCUGCACGGGUGAAGGCAAAGACAAGGCCCGCAAAAAGAUGCUUUGGUACAAAGGGUCCAACAUCCAUCGAGUCGUCCCGGGCUUCAUGAUGCAAGGAGGCGACAUCACUCACGGCAACGGCAUCGGGGGGUCGUCGGCAAGCUCCCGGAUGUUCGACGAUGAGGGGUUCAUGUUCAAGCACAUGCGCGGGACGCUCUCGAUGGCCCAUCAAGCCAACACGAACAAGUCCCAAUUCUUUGUCUGUUUCCGCGAUUGCGGAUGGCUGAAUGGCAAACAUGUAGCAUUUGGCCAGGUCAUCGCGGAAGAUUUGGUCUACUUGAAACACUUUGAAGACGUCGGGUCGUCGACCGGCCUUCCGCUCAAGCCGAUUGCGAUUGUUCACGCAGGGCAGCUUUGUGGGAUAAACUUUGCCGAUGCCACGGAUAUGGCCCAGCCUGGGGACGAAAACGACGGCAGCAACGAGGACGCGGCACUUUGA
Messenger RNA from Aphanomyces invadans, 648 nucleotides. RefSeq lists its product as hypothetical. The transcript is spliced from 7 exons. NCBI's taxonomy places the organism in Eukaryota, Oomycota, Saprolegniomycetes, Saprolegniales, Verrucalvaceae. Gene Ontology annotation, biological process: protein peptidyl-prolyl isomerization. Bases 1 to 648 code for a protein of 215 amino acids. Gene Ontology annotation, molecular function: peptidyl-prolyl cis-trans isomerase activity. The record is from RefSeq and is a predicted model, not a curated record.